Cucumis melo (muskmelon) is the source of this 3167-nucleotide messenger RNA. RefSeq lists its product as uncharacterized. The record is from RefSeq and is a predicted model, not a curated record. The transcript is spliced from 12 exons. Gene Ontology annotation, biological process: proteolysis. Gene Ontology annotation, molecular function: serine-type endopeptidase activity. Bases 70 to 2496 code for a protein of 808 amino acids. Lineage: Eukaryota; Viridiplantae; Streptophyta; Magnoliopsida; Cucurbitales; Cucurbitaceae.
AGGGGUAAUGGUCACCUAUCGAAAUUAAUGUAGUAUGAGUUUUCACGACAACCGACGACACUAAUAUUAAUGGCGCGCCUCCAUUUUCACUCAAGCAAUGCCGCAAUGGCUCUCAAGUCUCUUCUAAAACCCAAAUCCUCCAUUACAAAAUUCUUCCUUUCUUCUUUGUCAUUCUCCUCCUUCUGCAAACAACAACAACCCAUCUUCUCAUUCCCUCCCCAGUCCCCACCUUCUCCUAAAAAACUCCCUUUCACUCACUCUGUUCAUGGCGUUACGCUGCAAGAUCCCUACCACUGGAUGUCCAACACCCACGACCCUGAUUUUUCUGACUAUCUCCGUCAAGAAAACCUGUAUGCUGAAGCAUUCAUGGCCGACACUCGGGUUCUACAGCGGCAGCUCUUCUCCGAGAUGACGGGUCGAAUUCCCUCCAAGGUUUCCACUCCCCCUGAGCCUUGGGGACCCUGGUUUUACUACCAAUACAUUCCGGAUGGGAAGGAAUACCCAGUUCUAUGCCGUAGGUUACAGAAUGAGAAAAGCAGUUGGUUUAAGAAAAUUUUACAAUUUGGUAAAGGGAAUUUUGGGAAGGAAGAACAAGUAUUGCUUGAUUGGAAUGAAAUUGCUAAACAAUACGGCUAUGUUCACGUGGGAACUUGUCGUGUUUCACCAGACCAUAACUUUCUAGCAUAUACAGUUGAUAUUACUGGCGAUGAACACUUCAUGCUCCAGAUUAAAGACCUGAGAAAUGGACUGAUAAUUCCCAAGUUACAGAAGGAGGGAGUUGUAAGUUUGGCUUGGGCGGAAGAAGGCAGGAUGCUUUUCUAUACACAAGCAGAUGAGAAUCAGCGACCUUACAGGGUUUUCUGCACAAAAGUUGGAUUUAAUGACACAGAGGAUGUCUCGGUGUUCGUUGAAAAUGAUCCCAACUAUUGUGUAGACAUAACAAGCACAAAAGAUGGGAAGUUCGUAACUGUGAAUUCAAACUCGAGGACUUCGUCUGAGGUUUAUAUCAUUGAUGCUAACAAUUCAUUAGGUGGAUUGCAAAGAAUACACGAACGCAUUCCUGGUAUUCAAUACUUUUUGGAACAUCAUCAUGGUUUCUUUUAUAUCCUAACAAAUGCUCCUCUUGAAAAGAAUGUGGAUUGCUUGGAAGAAGAUUAUUAUGUAGCUCGAUGUCGAGUUGAAGAUAUUAAGUCAGCAGAUUGGCAGGAUAUCGUCCUUCAGAGUGAAGAUUUCAGUAUACAGGACAUGGAUAUUUUCAGUGGACAUCUUGUGCUUUUUGUCAAUAAGAAUGGUGUUUCUAUGUUAUGUUCAAUCAAUUUGCCUUUAGAUGCUGAUGAUAACCAUCACUUGGAGAUUGAGAAACUUGACCCAUGGUUUUUCCCUCUUCCCUCAAAUUCCUGCAGCGUAGCUCCAGGAUCAAACCAUGACUUCAUGAGCUCAUCAUACCGUGUGGUGCUCUCAUCACCAGUGAUGCCAGAUUUGAUUGUUGACUAUGACAUGUCCAAACGAACCUUUUCAAUCAUACAGCAAGAGGAAGUAAAAGUCCAGCAUGAUGUUGAACUUAAAACAAAUCUGCCAGAUACGUUGGAUGUUCAGGAAGUUUCAGACACACAAAACAAAAGAGAAAACUUCCAAAAUUGUGAUUCCCAAAAUUGGAAGGACUUUUCGGAGGCAUACUGUUGCGAAAGGAUAGAAGUUACAUCACAUGACGGCAUCGGAAUACCCUUGACCAUCUUGUAUACCCCAAUGACCUUUCAAAAAGGACAGUCACCUGGAGUUCUACAAGGGUAUGGAGCAUAUGGUGAAAUCCUGGAUAAAAGUUGGUGUCCCUAUCGCCUGAGUUUACUUGACCGUGGAUUUGUGCUGGCGUUCGCAGAUGUCAGGGGUGGAGGUGGUGGUGGUGAUUCUUCAUGGCAUAGAUCUGGGAAUGGGCUUGAGAAACCAAACUCAAUACAUGACUUCGUCUCUUGUGCAAAUUUUCUCAUUAAUAAUGGUUAUGUUCACAAGGAUCGACUGGGUUCCAUUGGAUACAGUGCUGGAGGUCUUCUAGUUGGGGCUGCUAUCAACAUGCAUCCCAAUCUGUUUCGUGCGGCCAUUUUAAAGGUUCCAUUUCUCGACAUAUGUAACACCCUACUGGAUCCCAGUUUACCUCUCACCGUUCUGGAUUAUGAAGAAUUCGGAAACCCACAAAUACAAAAGCAAUUUGAGUCUAUUUUAAGCUAUUCUCCUUACGAGAAUAUAUCCAAGGGAAGCUGUUAUCCUUCAAUGCUCGUCACAGCGUCAUUCCAUGAUGCAAGGGUUGGAGUAUGGGAAGCUGCUAAGUGGGUGGCAAAAAUUCGAGACACUACAUGCUCUCGUUGUUCAAGUUCUGCAAUUUUAAAGACCAAUAUGCUUGGAGGACAUUUUGGUGAAGGUGGUCUCUAUGGUGGAUGUGAAGAGAUGGCUUAUGAGUACGCAUUUCUCAUCAAAGUCCUCAGAACUCCUGACCAUGAUUAAACUCUUGCACACUGCAAUGAAAGAACUCCAAUGUCCAGAAUGGGGGUAUUUGACAUUACAUAACUUGAUGACCUGCGCCUUUCAUGCUUGGCAACCAAGUCAAGCCAAGAUUUCAGGUACCCAAAUUAUUACUAGUAACUUUUGACACGUGAUGAAAUUGAGAACUGAUGGAUGUUAGUUAAGCUGCAGAGGACCGUGUCUUGCUCAAGCAUGUAUGGAGUAGUAGACAUCGGCUUCAUGGACUUAUAAAUGAACACUUAACUAGCUGAACAGAACCUUGUGAGCAGAAGAGAAAUGCUUUGCUGCGGCCACCAUGGCGGCCUCUGGCCCCGAUGGAGAUGCUGCAGCUUUGGAUGCGUCAGCAUUGAAGCCAAGUAAGCAAUUAAUGAAAGACUUUAUAAUUGACCAAAACAAAUUCUCUUUCUUGUCUCCCAUAUUUGUUUGACCUUGAAGAAGAAAAGAAACGUUUUUUAGGAAGUAGAGAACAGGAGGGAUUCUGGGUAUGAAUUUUUUGGUUGAAAAAUUGUUAAGGUGAGUGAGAACUUGUGUUUGUUCUUACUUCUAGCACUAGCACAUACUUAUAGGCUGAAGAAAUGAGGCGGCUUGACAAUCAAGAAAAAGAAAAACGGCUUUGUUGACAAUUUGAUUUUCCAAAGGUUCAUAUUUCUUUA